AUGUUUAACUGUGCUAUGUGUGAAAAAGUGUACGUACAUAAGCGCGAUUUGAACAGACACGCUAAAACCCACGAUGGAUCAGUGAUUUCGUGUGGAAUAUGCUUCAAGACGUUCGUCCAGCGGAACAACCUCAAUAUUCACGUUCAAAAAUGUCACAAGAUCGUUAAAAACACUCCAGAAUUCCACAGUGCUGUACGAAUAGGCGGUGCAAUGGGUCGCACAUCAGUCAUAAAGUGGGCACCUUCCGCCGCUACACCGCAUGCUCGACCAGAUGUUCUGACUCCGACGGUCAUCUCGCCACGCCGCGGUCGUGUGGACAUACCUACCCCCCAAAUUCAAGCCUCAUCAUCAUCAUUGUCCAGCCGCACACCGAUUAUCGUUUCCCCGCCACCCGCACAGACCACCACGACAUGGUCCAACGUGACAUCCCCCGCUACCACCGCGCCAUCGAGGCCAGAUUCGCCAUUGCCGAACGAGGAAGGUGUCGCUUGUACAGAGAAUACUCCUAAAAACAUAAAACGUAAAAAGUCACGCAUGCAAAGGGUUAAUACGCCGGGCUUUAUCGAAAUUGAAUCUUCGCUCAGCCGCGCGCUUUGGUCUUCUCUAUUAAAAAUAAAUAAAUAA
Messenger RNA from Macrosiphum euphorbiae (potato aphid), 624 nucleotides. Lineage: Eukaryota; Metazoa; Arthropoda; Insecta; Hemiptera; Aphididae. The record is from the annotation of a GenBank genome assembly.